GUGUGUUAUUAAAUAUUCUGUGGAAACAAUUGAAAUUGAUUGGCUUUUCUUCAAAGAUCAAUACAUAGACAUUGGCGGAUACUGUUAUCAUAUACAGAAAUUUACGGUUCACUGGUUCGGAGACAAUGUAUUAUGCAUAUCUGACUAAGUGAUGUGCUGUCAAUUUGAUUAUGAGGUAUUUUAAUGAGCCGGUAGAAGGAUUCGAGGAAUGGCGGCGUAAAGUUAGCUAUAUACAAAGAGAGAGAUAUUUAACGGAGAGAAAGACACACUUUAAUACUUAAAGAAAAUGGCUGGCCUUGUGCUGGUAAUGGGCAUGAUGUUGGCAGCUGGACUUCACAUGACAGAUUGUAUGGUAUACCACGUGACCUUUCUUGGUCGGAAUAGCAGUCAACCCAAAGUUGGAGAGCUACAUUACCAGGGUGCAACAGAUACGCCAACUGUAACAAACGAAGUCGGCUGCAUAUGGGAAGAGGAAGGUACUACUAACAUAAUGAAGUUAAUUCCGAAUGGAACUUGUCCUGGGCUUAUUCCAGAUUUAGUUGGCAUUUCCGCAGCUGGCUUCAAAGUAGAGUCGCCUGAUGACUUUAUUUUGCACGUGUAUCAAUCGGAUACAACAGGUACCCUCGAGGACGGUUUUCUUGCAAUUCCAGACGAGCACCUUGGUAGAGAGUAUUACGUCAUAACUUACUGUUCAUUAGGAGGUUUCUGUCAGUUUGCUGUGGUGGGAACUGUCGAUAAAACUUCGGUUAAUAUCGUGUUUCCUCGACCAGUUUCGCCAGCCGCACUUACUUGUAAUGGAGUACCACUUCCGGUCAACGCGCCGCCUGGCGAACCGAUACCAUUCAGUCUAAAUGAGAACGAGGUUUUGCAUAUUGAGAGUAGUGACAGUAAAACUGAUUUAUCAGGAACAUACAUAGCAUCGGACCACGAAGUAGCAGUUUUUGUUGGCGCACGAGACGUUCCUUCUGCUAGCGGAUCUGCAGCCUAUAUGAUUGAACAAAUCCCUCCAGUCAACAAAUGGGGAACAGACUUUGUUGUAGCCCCUAAUUAUCUAAACGAUGCGGGCGACAUCAUCAAAAUCGUGACUAAAAGUGAAGAAACAACCGUCCAUAUUCUCGGAUUUUCACCAUUUGAUAUUUCUGGUAAGGGAGAAUCAGUAGAGUGGCGAAUCGACUGGGAGAUGCACAGCAGUAUACAUGCAUCGAAACCAAUCCUUAUUGUCCAAGUCAUGUCUCUAAACAUCUACAAUGACACGACAAUAGUGACCGGAAGUCCAGCUAUGGUGCUGGUUCCCCAUAUUAUGCAGUGGACAGACAAAGAGGUGUAUUCUGACUGUUUACAAAAAGCCGAGAACCAGAGCGUUUUAAAUGUGGUAACAGAAACGGGUACUGAAACAUCACUUCUUUGGAACGUGCCGGCUAGUAGUCCUUGGAUAACUAUCGAAGGUUCCGAUUACAGCGUCCUAAAAAUCGGACUCGCGUCUCCUGAAAGUGUGGAAAGAGUGUCACACGGAGUAAAUCGCAGCUCCUAUGGAUAUUGCGAUGGAAAAUCGGCAGUACUUUUAGCUGCAAAAUGGGAUUGGGAAAAUGAGGAUUGUAUUCCCACUGCUCCUGUACCUGGCGACGGUGUGGACAAUGACUGCGAUGGUAAAAUAGACGAGGACACCUGUACACAAGAGGACAUUGCCAUUCAGUUCACUUCUACGCAAAACGCCAGUACAGGGGAGACAACUUUCAAAUCAAUAAAUGUCAAAGGAGCGUCACCCGUUGAUUUCAGAGUUACAAGUUGCGACAUUGUCGUGGUAUCGCUUCAGACUACAAGUGAGCCAAUCACAUCGUACACAGCUAUAAUAACGCCAACAAACGUAAUAUUUCAAGUGUGCACGCCAAAAUGUCAUGAGAAUGGAACACUUUCGAUAGCUGUUGCAAACUGUACUGCUGAACAAUCAUACAAAAUAACAUGGAGCACAACCAAUGGGGAUACUACGCACAGAUUUGAAACAGAGAGCGACGGAGACCAUUAUAUGGAAAUUCCCGGCAGGGAGAUCGAUUAUGAUGUGAUGUUUGUAACCGCUUUCUCACAGACUGCUCAGUUUGUCAUAGAGUUGCCGGAGAAGGAUUGCAACAAGAUAAAAAGUGGAGGUGGUUACGACAAUUUCGGGUUGGAGUUCGUGGUCCCAGUUGGUGCAAAUGAUCAAUUUUAUAGCAUAUUCCUCGUGAAUGCCAAUACCGCACCUGUUGUGGUUGACCUUCGUGGUGAUCAGACCGGUGUUGUUUCUAAAACAGUUGGUGCUUUACAAACAGAGAAUGCAAAGAAAACUGAUUUUGGUACUUCUUCUAUGGUCAAAAUUGAGGCUACAGAUGAAAUUUCAGUAUACGUGAUACGCACAACUGUUUCAAGCAAAACAGUGGGCCAUUCAGUACUUCCGGUGGACACACUUGGACCCAACUACCACGUGUUUUUAGACAAAAGUCUUGAGGGCCUCAGCACUCCCCUUUCUGAAACAGUUUGCAGUGGCUAUGCAAUUACUGAUAACACCGAAUCGAACGUUGGACCUGUACCUGUCGUUGUUGAUAUUACUAAAGAUAUGUAUAAUACAGCAUUGGGACAUCAAAAGUUGCUAACAGCUAAUCGUCCAAUAGCUGUGUUUUGUGGUGCAGACGAUAAUAGGGCGCAGAUGCCACCGCGUGAGACACUAGGUGAACUACACUAUAUUCCGCCAUUAGCAUUUGACAGCGCAGUUGAGGAAGCGGAAAUACGUCUAGUGGCAACUGAAGACAGUACCGUCGUUAUUAUAAGGGGAAACUAUGACAACCUAGAUACUGUCGAACUCACGGGAAAUACAUUCACCCGAGACGUAGUGCCGGAUAUGCUGUACAACAUCUCAUCAACGAAACCGAUACAAGUACAUCUACAAAUACGGUCGAAGGAUUUGAGCUGGGCUUCUGUUGUCGUCAUACCACCGGCAGAACAGUACAAGUCAAAACAUUUCUUUCCUGGAAAACUUGGCGAUCUGGGUUUACCCGUUCCCAUUCCACUUGAAAUUGCGUAUAGCUCGGCAGUAAAUGCAAAUGGUGAUUCAGUUACGAGCCAAGUCCAAGGAGGAACACUUGGUGACUUAGUUGUACAAACACUAACUUAUGCAGAAAACACGUUUUCUCUUACGUUAUUAAAAGCGACGUCGGGCAGCACAAAAUUUAUAGUUGCAAGUGAUGUUUUGUACAACGACAUAAACAAGGUUUGCGUGAGAACACCAGGAACACCAGGCGACGGAGAGGAUAACGACUGUGAUGGUCUGACUGAUGAAGAGCAAUGUACAGCUGAUAUCAUACCAGGAGAAAUAGAUGCUGAUAUUGAUGGAAGUUUCAACGAAGAUUGCGCUAAUGGAACAACUCCACCAAGUUCGUCAGCCAUAAAUCUCUCUCUAACUACAUCGACGAUAACCUGUCCAUCCAACACAGGUACCGGAACCGGAAGUGGAUCCGGAAGUAGUCCAGCUGACGGUGAAGAGAGCAGUAUCACUAUUGAUAAUGGUAUGGCGAAUGGUAUGAGCCCUCCAGCGUCACAUCCGAAUGCAAUAAUACCCCUUGGAUCUGCUCCAUCAUACCAACCUAUGGCAAAUGCUGGAGACAGUGUUGUAUUACCAGAAACGCCUACAACAACUGGAGCCCCUGGGGAGUCUGGUAUAGCGGCAGCUCCAGUAGAGACGUGUUCAACUGACUGUGUGUGUCCCUGUGGCUGGGUCAACCCGCCGAAAAACUACACAGCAGAGGAACUAAAGGCUGUUGUUAUCGAGAUUCAAGAAAAACUCAAAGUGACCAAAAACACGCUAAGCGCAGUGAUUCGCUCAAAAAGCAGCGCCAAAGACGGCAGAACAGAAGCCGCCGCCGUCGGGAUUGUUGGCGUGGUAUUCCUGGUAGCAAUGAUGUGUACCAUGGUCUUACUAGAUCUCACAACUCUAGCACGUGACAUCAGAAUGUUGAUGGGAAAUCUACGGCAGGUGUUCCAGCCCUGACGUCCGUCUUUCUGUCAAUACAAUCUGAACCUUACUUUACGGCGAUGUUAAUUUGAUAAUGCAAUAUUAGCUGAUUCAACUGAUUUAGUUUUGUGAUAUUUGUGAGUUUUGUUGUUGUUUUUUUUUCCAUGUUUUACAUUUUGAGACUAUUGAUAAAUUUGUCAAUAACGAGAUCUUAUUUUGUUGUGCUAUGAACUUAUAUUGUAAUGAUAUUGUAAAAUUGUUGUGUUUGUGGCAAUAUCGAACCCGAUAAAUGACUACCAAAGAAACGGGAAAGAGAAUGCUGAAUGUCUCGUUCAUACAUUUAUGUCGAAGUCAGAUAUACCUUAGCUCGGUUUCAAUCACAAAUUUGGUUUUCUGUUUGUUUUGAGCAACAUUUUAAAGUAAAAUUAUAAAGGCUCUAUUCGUCGUUUCUACUCUAUUUAAUACAUCAGAUAACCAACCCAAUAUACGUUUGUAUACAACCUGAACGAGUAUUUCCUUGUUUGCCAGUCUAAGGGGACGAUGUUUUAAAUAACCUUUUUACCAUUUUUAUUCAAUGACGCAUGGAAUAAUGGAAUGCUUUUAGUUUUGAUUGUAUACCUGUAACCCAUCAUUUCGGUAACCAGAAACUGUAUGAUUAGUCCUUUGUAACGUUCUUGAGCAAAACUAAUAUAAUAACUGUUAUUAUAAGUAAUUCGUUUUGAGCGUUCUUGGGCAAAACUGAUACGAUAAUUGUUAUUACGAUUGAUGGAAAAUUGAUAUAAUAAUUGUUACUAAUAACACGAUUAAUUCAUUUGGAACGGUCUUGAGCAAAGCCUAUGUCUUAAUUGUUAUUAUGAUUAAUUCAUUUGGAACGAUCUUGAGCAAAUCUGUUAUGGUAACUGUUUUUAUGAUUAAUUCAUUCGGAACGUUCUUGAGCAAAACAGAGACAUUGAUUAUUAUUAUGAUUAAUUCAUUUGGAACGAUCUUGAGUAAAACAGAGACAUUGAUUGUUAUUAUGAUUAAGUCAUUUGGAACGUUCUUGAGCAAGCCUAAUAUGAUAAUCUUUAUUAUAAUUAAUUCAUUCUCGACAUUCUUGAGAAGAAAAAAAUAAUAAUGAAAAUUAUUAUAAUAAUCAUGAGUGGUCAGCUGUUGAGUUGAGCUCAUGUACAUUUUUGGAUUAAAACUACUAAUAUUUUGAAAUGUAUUUUAAAGACGUAACGCUUAGUUUUGGUAUGUGUUUUUCAGUACUUCCGGUGAUCUAGUACACGAGUGCUUAAAGUAUAGCAAGUGUUUUAGUAUGAGUGUGGGAGUUUUGGUAAUAUUUUAGUAUGCAAGAGCUUUUUGCAUUGUAAGUGUUUGCAUUUAGUCUGCACGUACUUUGUGUUUACAUUUUAAUUUGUUGUUGUCACACUUUCGUCAACGUCAAUUUAACAAAAGUUUUUCUUGCCCAAAUGAGUCUCAUAAGCUGCAGAGCAAAAAUGUUUUUCAACCACAUACACAUAUUGAAAAAAAUUGUGUAAUUUAUAAUUUGCCUUUACAAAGCAGUUCCCAUAACGUUAACAAAAUCAUGUCAUUUUUAAAACAUAAAAUUUCAGUGAAAAUUUUGCAUAUUUAAGCUGGUUUCUCAUUUGUUACUUGGUCGAAUGUUUUUACAUUCUACACAAGUCUUUACCAUCAUAAAAUAACCCCAGAGAAGACUUCGUCACACUGGUUUUCAAUUAAACAAAAGUUCUAGAAAUUUUGGUGAACGUUACACACGUAUGCUGGUUUUAAGGUGUUGCAUAUUUCAUUACCUCUCAUGGAUAUAGUCAAUAAAUUCGAGUACUGGUUCGAGUCGUAAACUCGGCCAGGUCGAUCUGUAUGUACGUCGUAAAUAUUCGGCCACCCACUUUAAAGCUUUUUUUCGAGCCAGAUGCUUGAGAAUGCAUCUGUGUCAUCACAAGCACUUGCGUUAGCAACAAAGUCGGCAAAAAACAUUAAGUUGAGGUGAGUAGAAAAAAAGUUGUCCUUCCCUAAAGUUUGUGUACUCUAAAUAGCAAAUAUUUUGUCUCGCGGGUCUCGUGACGUCAUUUCACGCUCUCGUUUUAUGCUGAGGCCCGGCAAGGGUUAAUUCAAAUCUAAACUUUAUAACACAAAAAUAACAUGCGCUAACUAGCAUUAAACGCGUUAAAACCAAGAAAAUGAAUAUAUUGUCCCUCAACGUCAUUGAAUUUCAUUGGCUACGUUGUUUUUUCACGUUGACGUCAUUCCCUUAUGAAUUAUCCGUUUUGGGGCCGUAAUACGUUUAUGCUUUUCCACGGAACACGCAUAUAUAGAAAGGUGUUAUAAUAGCACGUCAGCGAGAGAUUCUCUUUACUCUCCUGUUGAAACACCCCCGAAAAGUGACAAGAACAGCAGUUUUAUGCUAGAAUGUGUGACAAACAGUGACGUAAAAAUUAAACUACGUCAUGCUGGUGUGAGAAGGAUGACAGACGCUUUUUAAAUUUCUGUUGACAGAUAUUUCCCACGAGCUAUGCUAUUGAAAAUUGAUUGCAGUUUGUUGAAAAAAGAACAAUUUUGGCUGUAGCAUCGAUUUAUUUCGAAGAAAAUGUUGAAAAUACAACCAACUUUAUGUUUAAAAAGUGGCCGAAUAUUUACAACCUCUAGAAGGUAAAAUGUGGAGGCUUAACCUGUCUAUUAUUUUAAGCGCGGUUGUAUUGUUUACCAUACCGUAAACGGUCGUUAAUGAUAACAAUCAAUGUUACUUGUAUCAAAGCACAUAUGGUAGAAAUUUUGUACAAAUCAAUUGUAAAACGAAAGAAAUAUUAAUGAAAACCCGCAAAAAGUGGCCGAAUUUACGACUCGAACCAGUAGGUUAUUAUUAGGCUCUGUAUGCUUCCAAAUUAUCUUUUAAUACAGACUGUGCAUUGUAUUUCAUAUUGUGAAAUAACUUAUCAGAACUAAGUUUCAUUUUCGGAUUUAUAUUAUAUGUUUUUACCAGAUUUUUAUACGGCCAUUUUCUUGAUAAGAAUGUCCGAAGGCACUUUACAUAGCGCAAAGGCUGCCGCUCAGAGCCCAGAGUUCAUCCUCUACUAUCACAGAUACUGGACGAUCUGACCAGAGGGACAGAGUGAGACAAAGAUCCCAAGAACAGAGAGAUAUAAAUCCUUUUAGAUACAGGUCUUUACGGCUAACUUAGCCUAGCUCGUUGCGAAUAGACAGUCUGGUUCUUUAAUGUUCCCGAUGUAAAGCAAUGAUACACGCGAAGCUCUCUUUCCUGGGAAGAACCGAUAUUUGCCUCUUGGUUUCCAAGUAAACAGGAUUUUUCCCAUUGGUAAAACUUUUGUAGGUUAAAAUGUUUACACAUCAACACUGUCCACAUAAUAAGCGAUUGAGGCAAAUGAGAGAAAUAAAAAUUCAAUUAUCACUUUAUGAAAUUUGUUUUACAAAUAACUUUAUUGCCCUUGAUAUGAAAAAAAAACACUAAUUAAAGAUGUUCUCCUCUGUUUUCUAAGCUUGCUUUUAGGUUUAGCUUGUUUUAGCUUGUUUGCUGUUGUCGUGUUAAGCGAUGUGUGGAGUCUACACUUUUUCUAUUUUUUAGGUGUUCUAACUAGUCUGCACUGUCAUCAAUCAAUCCCAGCACGUCAACAACUGUUUCAAACAAAAAAUCUCUUUAACAGCUGCCCAGGACGUCCGCUAAAUGUUUAUUUUAAGUGGAGCAUUUCUUCAUCAUUGUUGCGAUUAAAACGACAAGAAAAAUAUUUGACAUGAUUUCAUACAAUGAAUCAAGUUGAUUUUCUAUGAAACUGAUGAAUAAUUUAAGGCGUAAUAAAAGAUUAUAAAGUUUGGUAUGAAACAAUGUUAAUAUCUAAACCAGCACACAAAAUAGCUAUUGGUUAUGUCUCUGGCAAAGUCGCAUAUAAUUUUCAUUUUUGACUACACAUGCUUAUUUUGGUUUACAGAAUUGACCCAGCUUUUGGCAAAGGGACUGCAAAUUACUAAAAGUAAAUUGACUGGACCAACAUAUGUCCCGUAAUAGCCAUGACCGUGUUAAAUAUAACUAUGUUGAAAAAGAGGUUCACCAAAACCAAUUGCAUUCUGGAUCAAAGUAAACCUGCCUCUGAUUAUAUAGGUGAACAUCUCGUCUAUGCUAAUUCUUUGCACAAUUUUUCUUUAAAUAACUUACAAUUUGAACUAAUUGUAACGCUAUUUUGUCCUUUAUUUCAAGAUAUCAGGCAGUUUGCACAGUGUCUUGUGGUAAUUUCAAUUAAGUUCUUUCUUGUGUCUUUUAUUGUUAUCUCUGUGAAAUUAUGUGAUAAAGUUUUAACUCUGUGAUAUCAAAUAAUGUGACAAAUGUAAUUCGUAUAUCAUCAUCGACAGCAAAUAAACAUGCUUUUCCGUGCAGUACUAUCAAC
Messenger RNA from Mercenaria mercenaria, 8373 nucleotides. RefSeq lists its product as uncharacterized. Bases 287 to 4015 code for a protein of 1242 amino acids. Lineage: Eukaryota; Metazoa; Mollusca; Bivalvia; Venerida; Veneridae. The record is from RefSeq and is a predicted model, not a curated record. The transcript has 19 exons.